Caenorhabditis sp. 36 PRJEB53466 is the source of this 1317-nucleotide messenger RNA. NCBI's taxonomy places the organism in Eukaryota, Metazoa, Nematoda, Chromadorea, Rhabditida, Rhabditidae. The record is from the annotation of a GenBank genome assembly.
AUGCCGAAAUCAGAACGAGAAUCCGGCGGCGUCGACUUGACAAACGUCUCGGUUCGAGUGUGUGGUCUCGCAGCGAAAGUAUUACAAUCGACAAUGAAACUGCUUUCGAUAUAAUUUCAGUACUGGCUCAUUUACUUUAUGAUUUGUCAAUUAUUACUGGGCAUUACAAAUUUGACAUUUUUUAUUACAAGGUACGGAUACAAUUUUUUAGAACUCUUAAAAACGAUGUCUUACAGAAUACCAACAAAAAGUGGUUCAGAAGCGAAUAGUGGAAUUUUAAAUGUAAAUUUAAAAAACAAUGUUUUAGGUACUUAGAAACAUAGUUGCCACGGGCCGGGCCGGGCCGGGCCGGGCCGGGCCGAAAUUUCAAAACUCCGGCCCGGCCCGGCCUGUCGGCCCGGCCCGGCCCGGCCCGGCCCGACCCUGGCCCGGCCCGGUCGGCCCGGUUCAAAAAGCGGGAAUUCAAAAAUUUGAAUAAUUGAUCGCAUGAAGCCAUUUUUUUGUAGAAUUAGGGGUUUUUUGCAAGCAUCGAAAAAUUGAAAAAAACAAAUGUAUUUCUCAUAAAAAAAUUCAUAAUAGCAAAAAAACAAAGAAGAAACACUAAAACUUUAGUUCGAAAAAUUUUUUUUGUAAUAACGAAAAAAAUUUCCGCGAAAAAUUUGAAUUCCCGCUUUUUGAACCGGGCCGACCGGGCCGGGCCGGGCCGGCACUUCACCGACCCGGCCCGGCCCGGGCCGGCACUUUACCGGCCCGGCCCGGCCCGGCCCGGGCCGACCCGGGCCGGCCCGCAUGGCCGGCCCGAAAUCUGGCAAGUCUGCUUAGAAAGUCUCAAAAAAUCGAUAUUCAGCUCUUCUGCGUCGUCCUUCUUCUCUGCUCAUUUUGGUGUCAGUCCAAGACGUUUUUCACAAUUUUGACUGUAAUUUUGGUAAACAUUCAAAUGCUUGGCCCGAAAUUUUUUAAAGGACAUUUUUAAGGGUAUAGACGGUUGCGCUGAAUGCUAUCUCCUUUUCACACGAAUUUUGAUGGUUCUCGAAGUGAACACACCGUUUUAUUCGGAUAAUCUAAUUCUUGUGAUUUUCUCGCUGAUCCGCGUCGGUUUUAGCUCUAUUUUUACCGUCGUUUUGAUGAGAUUGAGCUGGUCCGAAAAGCUCCAAAAAAACACAAUGUUUUACAUGUUUUAGGUGCAACGGACUGCCAGAUGAGGAUGAUUUGGAGAAAAUGGCAAUUUACGAGUGUAUUCAGGAGAUGGGUUUUUAUAAAUGCGGAAAAUGUUCGGAAAUCGAGGAAGAAUCGGAGGAAUCGGAGAAGAAUGACUGA